CACUCCUCGUCGUCUCUCUCUCUCUCUCUCAGCUGUUGAGUGAAUCGGACUUAACUUGUAUUUGCACCCACCCCGCAACCCGACCCCCACGCCGGAGCUGGCCUAUUCUCCUUCUUCCUUUAUGCCCUUUUCCAGCACAUUCAUCGAAGAAAUGAAAGCUGCAGCAGAGAUUAAAGUGGUUCAUGAUUUUGAUUUCUUGGAUCUCUGCAUUCCAUUCCCAUUUGCGGUGUGAAUUCUUGACUAAAAUGGCUUCUGCCAAUGCUGCUGCUGUCUCUUCUGCGUUUUGAAUAGGGUUUCUUGGAACCUCUCCAUUCCAAACAAAAUCGACUUUUGACUCUCGUUUUGGGCAUUCUCAUUAAUCCCUGCUCGGAAUUUCUCUUUUCUGGCAUUCCCCGGAAUGCCUCAAGGAGAAUCCCACAGAAUUCAUGCUUCCUACGUAAAAUUUCUCGCGAAACAUUGCUUCCAUCGUGUAAUGACGCUGCUCGUCGUUGUCUGCCUUCUGCCUCUCGCCUACGCAGACUUGGCCUCGGACGUUCGAUCCCUUCUAGCUUUCUCAGCUGCCGUACCCCAUGGCCGGAAGCUCAACUGGAAUCAGUCGUCCUCCGUGUGUGCGUCGUGGGUGGGGAUUCGUUGCAAUGCAGAUGGCACAAGUGUGAUCGCUCUCCGUCUACCGGCAGUCGGGCUAAUUGGUUCGAUCCCUAACAAUACGAUCGGAAAGUUAGGCAGCCUGAGGAUUCUCAGCCUUCGAUCCAAUCGACUCAACGGAAGCUUGCCGGCUGAAGUUCUUUCGCUCCCAUCCCUCACUCACCUCUUCCUCCAAAACAACGCCUUUUCCGGCGAUAUCCCGAGCUCCGGGUUUUCUCCUCAACUCGUUGUUUUGAAUCUCUCGUUUAACACUCUCGCCGGGAACAUUCCGCCGGAGUUUCAGAAGCUGUCGAGACUCACCGCAUUGAGCCUUCGGAACAAUUCUCUUUCCGGGAGUAUUCCCGAUCUGAGCUCGUCGCCUCUCCGGCGAUUCGAUGUGAGCAACAACCGUCUCGACGGUAGUAUCCCGCCUUCGUUGCGGGGCUUCCCGAGAUCUUCAUUUUCCGGAAACUCUUUAUGCGGCGCGCCAUUGGAUCCUUGCUCUCGUGUUCCUCCUCCUUCGCCGUCACCAAAUCUGUCGAGAAAAAGCUCGAAGAAACUUCCGGUGGGCGUUAUAAUCGCCAUUGCAGUCGGAGGGCUUGCUCUGAUCUUCCUCGUCGCGAUACUACUUCUAUGUUGCGUUAAGAAACAGCGCGAUGACAAUACGGCUGUGCCGAAAGUGAAGUCAUCUGGUGGCGCCGCGAGGAGGAGCGACAAGCCGCAGGAAGAGUUCGGAAGCGGCUUGCAAGAACCGGACAAGAACAAGUUAGUCUUCUUCGAAGGCUGUUCGUACAACUUCGACCUCGAGGAUCUACUACGCGCAUCGGCAGAAGUGCUCGGGAAGGGCAGCUUCGGGACGGCGUACAAGGCUGUUCUCGAGGAGUCGACGACAGUGGUUGUGAAGAGGCUGAAGGAAGUGAUAGUCGGGAAGAAAGACUUCGAACAACAGAUGGAAAUCAUCGGUCGAGUCGGGCAGCAUCCGAACAUCGUCCCUCUCCGGGCGUAUUACUAUUCCAAAGACGAAAAGCUCCUCGUCUACGAUCACUACCCGGCUGGCAGCUUCGCAAGCCUCUUGCAUGGAAACAAGAUCGUUUCCGGAAGGACGUCGUCGCCAGCUUGGGAAACGAGGGUCAAAAUAUCGCUCGGCGCGGCGAGGGGGGUCGCGUAUUUGCACACAGUCGGGGGCGCGAAGUUCGUUCACGGGAACAUUAAAUCAUCGAACGUUCUCUUGAAUCAAGAUCUUUACGGGUGCAUGUCCGACUUUGGAUUGGCGCCACUGAUGAACCAUCCAGCCUCGUUGUCAUCGCGUAACACCGGGUACUGUGCUCCGGAGACUAUCGAAAUGCAGAAACACACGCAGAAAUCGGACGUGUACAGCUUUGGGGUUAUGCUGCUGGAGAUGCUGACGGGGAAACAGCCGGCCCAGUCACCGAGCCAGGACGACGUUGUCGACCUCCCAAGAUGGGUGCAGUCGGUGGUCCGGGAGGAGUGGACGUCGGAGGUGUUUGAUGUGGAGCUGAUGAGGUUCGAAAACAUCGAGGAGGAGAUGGUGCAGAUGCUGCAAAUUGCGAUGGCUUGCGUCGCCAAGGUGGCUGAUGCUCGGCCGUCCAUGGAUGAAGUGGUUCGGAUGAUCGAGGAGGUUCGGGCGUCCAGCUCGGAGACUCGGCAAUCCUCCGACGAUAAUAGGUCCAAAGAUUUGAAUGGGCGAACCCCUUGAUUUCAUUCUGAUUUGAUUUGAUUUAAUUCCAUUCGUUUUAAUUUGUUCGUUAACUUCGAUUUUUUUUUUUUUUUGUUUAAUUAUGGAACUGGCAGUCGCUAUUUAUCGGAUGCUUUGUAGGUAAAUGCUCAAUCGUAUCUAAUAAUAUGCAAACUAGAUUUUACAAAGCAAA
Molecule: messenger RNA, 2513 nt
Organism: Andrographis paniculata
Lineage: Eukaryota; Viridiplantae; Streptophyta; Magnoliopsida; Lamiales; Acanthaceae
Product: probable inactive receptor kinase At5g58300
Exons: 3
Coding region: 398-2341 (647 amino acids)
Biological process (GO): protein phosphorylation
Molecular function (GO): protein binding; protein kinase activity; ATP binding
Source: RefSeq, a predicted model, not a curated record